This is a messenger RNA of Sardina pilchardus (European sardine), 1312 nucleotides long. It is a transcript of the gene hepacama, whose product is annotated as hepatic and glial cell adhesion molecule a. The coding region runs from base 62 to 1312 and encodes 416 amino acids. NCBI's taxonomy places the organism in Eukaryota, Metazoa, Chordata, Actinopteri, Clupeiformes, Clupeidae. The transcript has 7 exons. The record is from RefSeq and is a predicted model, not a curated record.
CGUGCCCGGAGUGGACAAACAUGCACAGAGCGUGUGAGCUCAGCGGAGCCCUGCAGCCAAGAUGAAGGCGGAGAGGGAGGCUUCCUCCAGGCUAACACACACUCCUGCCAUCUUACACACCGUCAGCGUGCUGCUUUUCUCCCUGGCAGGUGGUGUGGAGGGCGUGAACAUCACCAGCCAGUUGCCUGUGGUACGCGGGGUGCUGGGGGGGUCGGCCCUGCUCUCCGUCAGCUACACCAGCUCCAGCAACGACCGGCCCGUCAUCAAGUGGCAGCUCAAGCGGGACAAGCCCAUCACCGUGGUCCAGUCCAUCGGCACCGAGGUCAUCGGCAGCCUGCGGGCGGAGUACCGCGACCGGAUCCAGGUGUUUGAGAACGGGUCGCUGCAGGUACACAACUUACAGCAGUCAGACGAGGGGGCGUACGAGGUGGAGAUCUCCAUCACUGAUGACACCUUCACCGGGGAGAAACAUAUCAACCUUACUGUGGACGUGGUAGUGUCCCGGCCGUACGUGCACAUGGUGGCCUCGUCCGUGCUGGAGCUGAGUGAGCUCUUCACUCUCAACUGCUCCCACCAGACUGGCACCAAAGCCUCUUACAGCUGGACCAAGGGCGGCAAGUCACUGGUCAAUGACACGCGUCUGCUCCUGUCACAUGACCAGCGGCUGCUGACCAUCAUGCGGGUGCUGAUGUCCGACGAUGACGUGUACAGCUGCAACGUGGAGAACCCAAUCAGCACCAUGAGGAGCGCACCUGUGAGGCUUACCGUCUACCGUCGCAGUUCGCUAUACAUCAUUCUGUCCACCGGGGGCAUUUUCCUGCUCAUCACCCUGGUGACCGUGUGUGCCUGCUGGAAGCCAUCCAAAAAAAAGAAGAAGCAGAGGAUGUUAAGACAGGCUGCUGAAGAGAGGGCCAGUAAUCACGAAGUGGACGUAGUGCCCAGGAGGAGUGAGAGACGGAAGCCCAUGGCACUGUACGUCCUCAACGAGUCGGAGUACGCUGAGGAUGAACUGGACACCAGCUGUGGCGUUCACCCCUGCGACCCCUCCAGUCUCCCUGGUUACCAUGGCACCCUCUCUUCCGCCUCUCAGGUUCCCGACUCCUUGCCCCAGUCCACCAGGAAGUACCCCCGCACCCCUGUGCCCUCUCCCUCCCCUCCCCCUCACAGCAACCCCCCCUCUGCCCCCGGCUCGCCCCCCCAGCUCAGAGGAACGGGGCGCAAGCUGCGCUCCCCUGUGGUUACCCCCCCACCCUCCAACACAGAGGAGCCCCCCCUUACUACCCCGGACACAGCCACUCAUAACCACCUAUGA